CCUCUAAGCUGAAAUAUAUUACUCUAACAAGUCUCACUGUACUCCUCCUAAUGAUCAUAGUAACCUUCCACAGAAGUGCUGCAAAAACAAGGUAUGAAGCCAUAAGAAUUUCUGCAAUCAUAGACAGCAGUACCCGUGUUGGAAAAGAAGCUAAAGUAGCUAUGGAAAUAGCUGCAAGAAACUUCAACACUACGUCUGUGCACCAGAAGAUCUUUCUCCAGUUCCACGAUAUCCGAGAAAUUCCUCUCCAAGCAGCAGUUGGAGGAAUUUUAAGAGAAAAUGAGGCGCAAGCCCUUGUUUACAUGGGUUCAGAAGAGGAUGGUAUUCGUCAGGUAGCUGAAUUUGGAAACCUUGCUCAAGUGCCAGUCAUUUCAUUUGCAUCAGAUGCCAUUCCGCAACGAUUUAAGUCACUUCAGUGGCCUUAUUUGGUUCAGAUGUCCAGCAAUGUCACAGAACAAAUUCAGUGUGUUGUGGCUAUAAUCCGCUCCUUCUACUGGCAAAAAAUUAUUACCAUAAACGAGCUAGACAGUAAUGGUGCGGAUUCUGGAACUUUUGCAGUUUUAUCUGAAGCACUUUUCGGUUCUGGUGUUAAAAUUGAGCACCGUUUAGUUCUUCCACCAUUUGCUUCUAUUAUGGCUGAUCCACAGAGCUUUAUUCAGAACGAGGUAAAGGAGUUGGCAAGGAAAAAUUCAAGAGUGUUCGUAAUACUUAAGUCAUCCAUGUCAAUGGCCACUCAUUUAUUUAGAGAAGCACAGAGAAGUGGACUUAUGGGGAUUGAUUCAACAUGGAUUGUAUUGGACGACAUUUCAAACCUCAUUCAGUAUUCAAACACAUCUGUUAUCUCCUAUAUGGAAGGUGUUUUGGGAAUCAAACCAUAUUUCUCUGAGAAAAGCCCUGAUUUUUUACACUUCAAAUCCCAAUUCAAUGAAGAUUUCCAAUUAGAAUAUCCUGAAGUAGACAACUUAAAUAUUGGCAUUAAUGCUCUGCGAGCACACGACAGUAUUACUGCAAUUGCAAGGGCCCUGGUGCAAUGUAGAAGUAGUAAUAUUAGUGACACUAUAUAUAAUCUGCUAAAGACAUACUUAGCUGACCAUGUCACUGGUCUAAGUACUAGUCAAAUUCGUUUACAUGACAAAGAGCUAUCAGAAUUCUCUUUGUACAGGCUUGUUAAUGUUGAAAGAAACAGCCACAAAAGUAUUGGAUUCUGGUCACCAGAGUUUGGAUUCUUUAAGGAUCUUGUUGAUUCCAGUCGUAGCGAAAGUAUAACUGGAAGCAGCAGUAUGGAUGUGCUAACUGAUGCAAUUGGAUAUCCUGGAGGCAUAAACAGAGUUCCAAAAGAAUGGUGUAUGUCUGUCUGUGGGAAGAAAUUACUAAUUGGAGUUCCUGGUAGAGCUUAUUUUGACCAAUUUGUAAAAGUAGACUGGAAUAAAAGUUCUAUCCUGGGGCAGCAUCAUAUACAUGGUUAUUGCAUUGAUAUUUUCUCUAAGGUGAGAAAAAUUUUGGAGGAAAGUUGUUCUUGUCCAUUGAUCUUUGAAUUUAAGCCACAGAACUGUACUUACGAUGAACUGGUUGAAUACGUGGCUAACGGGACUUAUGAUUCGCUUGUUGGGGACUUCACCAUUCUAGCAAAACGAUCAGACCUCGUGGAUUUCACACAACCAUAUGAUGUCUCAGGCUUGGCGGUGAUAGUUACCGUUAAUGAUGACAAGUCAUGGAUAUUCUUGAGACCGUUCACUACAGAAAUGUGGGCAUUGUCUUUUGCUCUCUUGAUCUACACGGUGCUUGUAGUUUGGCUAUUAGAAAGACAAACAAAUCCAGAGUUUCAAGGACCUUGGCAUGAUCAGCUAAGUCUUGCAGUUUGGUUUACCUUCUCCAUCAUAUUCUUUGCUCAGAGGGAAGAGGGGCGUAGCAACUACACCCGCGUGGUGGCAUUUUCAUGGUUUUUCGUCGUAUUGGCCCUAACAACAAUUUAUACAGCCAGUCUAUCUUCACAGUUAACUGUCACAAGGCUCAGACCGAAUAUAACAGAUAUAGAUUGGCUAAGGACCACUAACGCGAAAGUUGGAUGCGCUCCUGAUUCAUUUGUAUGCAGAUAUUUGCAGGAUGUUCUUGAUUUUAAAGCUGAAAACAUCAUCAACGUGAGCAGUGAAUAUAAAUAUCCAGGUGAAUUUGCAAGUGGCAACAUUUCAGCAGCAUUCAUUGAACUCCCUUACGAGAAAGUUUUCCUCAAUAGUCACUGCAAAGAUUAUACUGUGCCUAAAGACAUGAAAUAUAAAGGAGACAGAUUUGGAGGGUUAGGCUUUGUUUUUACCAAAGGAUCUCCAUUAACAUUUGAAGUAUCAAAAGCGAUACUAAUUUUAUCUGAAAAUGGAGUACUUAAACAAUUGUAUGAGAAACAUUUUACUCCUUCCUCCAAGUGCAAAGCUUCGCAAACUGACCUAGAAGAUCCUGGUAGCCUGAGCUGGAAAAGUUUCUGGGGUUUAUACUUCUUCUCCGCUGCCAUUUCCACCCUUUCUUAUAUUCUGUUCGCUGCUAACCGCUGCCAUCAGCUCACCAAGUAAGCAAGCAACAAUGCUGAUCAUAAAACUCAAGUCCUGGAAGAAGAUAACACCAGUUUGGCUAAGAAUUUAGUUAUGGCAGAGCUCCACCAUUCUGAUGAUAACAUUCAAAGAACUAGAGUGUUAUAAACUCCAGGUAUGAUUGAUGAAUCAACAUUUACAUGGAUGGACCAAUACUUUGAAAACGCAAGGCGCAUUAGGAAUUGUCAUAGACUAAAACAUGGAUCACUGGGAACUGUUAUGAAAUUUAAUUUUAAAUGGUAAAAUUUUUUUUUUGUCAGUUCUUGUAAACUGUGAACAUAUUUUGUUCAUUUUUAUUCACAAAUUAUGAAGUAAAUUUAUACGUUUAUAAUACUUGUGGACAGUGUUGGCG
This is a messenger RNA of Daucus carota subsp. sativus, 2931 nucleotides long. Its product is annotated as glutamate receptor 3.2-like. Bases 51 to 2561 code for a protein of 836 amino acids. Gene Ontology annotation, molecular function: signaling receptor activity; ligand-gated monoatomic ion channel activity. The transcript has 5 exons. NCBI's taxonomy places the organism in Eukaryota, Viridiplantae, Streptophyta, Magnoliopsida, Apiales, Apiaceae. The record is from RefSeq and is a predicted model, not a curated record. Gene Ontology annotation, cellular component: plasma membrane.